Molecule: messenger RNA, 1548 nt
Organism: Erpetoichthys calabaricus (reedfish)
Lineage: Eukaryota; Metazoa; Chordata; Cladistia; Polypteriformes; Polypteridae
Product: G2/M phase-specific E3 ubiquitin-protein ligase-like
Exons: 5
Coding region: 232-1335 (367 amino acids)
Cellular component (GO): nucleus
Molecular function (GO): ubiquitin-protein transferase activity
Source: RefSeq, a predicted model, not a curated record
UACUUUGUACAUUAUUUAUGGAGCAGUUCUUGUUACCAGCAUGUACACAACCUCUGUUAACCUUAGGAAGACUAAGGGUUUAACUGCUACAUUUCACAAUUUUGUAUAUUAGGGUUUGAGAAAAAGAUUAUAACAUGUUCUGGUCUGUUCUGAAAAUUUAAUCCUAUAGAUUGUUUGCUUGAUGUUUCAUGUUUGUUCUGUCCUGUCUACAGAGCUGAUGAACACACAUCUAUGGAAGCCAUUUUGAAUUCACUUUCUAAAAGCUUGAACCGGGAGGAAGUUGUUCGCUUCAAUAUAAUGCGUAAAAAUGUUUGGGAUGGAACCAAGCGGGCAAUGACCAGAGCUAACUUCUCCCCUUAUAAAAGAAUUGAUGUCAAAUUUACAGAUGACCUUGGUGUUUCUGAAGGAGCAGUGGAUCUAGGAGGGCCUAAAAGAGAAUUUUUCCGACUUGUUCUUUUGUAUUUGAAAGAAGAAAGUGGUAUUUUUGAGGGGCCAGAUGAAGCAAAAAUUUUAAGUUGCAACACUGAAGCUUUAAAGGCAAGUACGUACUUCCAUGCAGGUCAAAUUUUGGCAAUGACAGUAGUUCAUGGAGGACCACCCCCUUGCUUCCUUUCAAAAGUCUUGUAUGAAGCUUUAAUCAAGGGUCCAACUGAUGUUAGAGUUAAUAUUGAUCAUGUUUUUGACCAAGAAGUACAUGGACAACUGAAAGCAAUAAAUGAUGCUACCACAGAUGAAGACCUGUCUAAUUCUGUUGAGUUGGCUGCAAGCAUUCUGAGUCUCUCAGGCUGCUUCAAAAAAGUUGACCACCACAACAAGGGAGAUGUAGUUUUGGAUGUUGCUCAUUGGUAUGUUUUCCAGCGAACAAGAAGCAAUUUUGAAAGUUUUAAAGAAGGACUGGGAGCACUAGAGAUUUUAGAGGCCAUACAGCAUCAUCCAGAAGUAUUAAAAUCUGUGUUCACAAAUACGGGGAAAAAACUUACUGCAUCAGAUGUGGAAAACCUUUUCACAGUGUCAAUGUCUGAAAUCGGAAGCAAUCGUUUCCAACGAGAAAGCUGCACGGUUGGAUUCUGGAGAGAUUAUCUUCAAGAUGCUGAAUUUGAUCCUGAAGCAGUAUCUUUGGAAGAUUUGCUGAUUUUCAUCACUGGCAGCGAUAAAAUCCCUCCACUUGGAUUUUGCCCUACACCGUGUCUGGAAUUCUUGCAUGAUGGCUCAAGGUUUCCAUUGGCCAACACAUGUGAUAAUGUGAUCAGGAUACCUUUCAAGCAGUCUUUCUCAGAAUUCAAGAGCGAUAUGGAUUUUGGCAUCAAAAACUCUCCUGGCUUUGGAACAGCAUGACCUGCACUCUACUGUGUACAGUUGCUUGUUUUAGGAUCAUGAAAGUUACCAAAUUCAUAGUGUUCAGUGGUUGACUUUGUUCAUUUCACCUCCAAUUCUGCAUUUGUUAGCAACACCAGAAUAGAUUUGUUAAACUUUUCUAAUUGUGAAUGCAUUUUGCACUUUCUUGCAUCUUUUUCAAGUCCACUUAAACUUCUGAAAAUUUGUCUUGGU